Molecule: messenger RNA, 3366 nt
Organism: Aspergillus nomiae NRRL 13137
Lineage: Eukaryota; Fungi; Ascomycota; Eurotiomycetes; Eurotiales; Aspergillaceae
Product: exportin CRM1
Exons: 11
Biological process (GO): protein export from nucleus; ribosomal large subunit export from nucleus; ribosomal small subunit export from nucleus
Cellular component (GO): nucleus; cytoplasm
Molecular function (GO): small GTPase binding; nuclear export signal receptor activity
Source: RefSeq, a predicted model, not a curated record
CAUUCCACCCAUUCGCUUUACCCUGUACUUGUCAUAAUACGUGCAAAUUCUAUACUGGGUUAACUUGAGCUCCCCUUUACCUGCGCCUGUGUCCGGGACGCGUUGACAAGCUGUGCAAAGGGCCGUAUCGCCAGCUUUGGGAACGGAAUGUCGGUAUCCAUACAAGAGUUGGACAACACUGUCCAAGCCUUCUAUGAAGGCAAAGGAGAUCUGCAAAAGCAAGCCCAGCAGACACUGACAGAAUUCAAGCAAAAUCCGGAUGCCUGGUUAAUUGUAGGGAAUAUUCUCCAGGAGUCAUCGUAUCCACAGACCAAAUAUCUUGCUCUCCAAGUUCUUGACGAUGUAAUCAUGACUCGAUGGAAGGUUCUACCGAGAGAACAAUGCCUAGGUAUCCGAAAUUUUAUCGUUAACUUUAUCAUUGAAAACUCUAGCUCGGAAGAAAAGUUAAGGAGCGAGCGAGCGUUCUUGAACAAACUAAAUCUGGUUCUUGUUUCCAUUUUGAAGCAGGAAUGGCCUCACAAUUGGCCGACUUUUAUCAACGAAAUUAUCUCCUCCUGCCACACAAGCCUUUCCAUUUGUGAGAACAACAUGGCAAUCCUUCGCUUGCUAUCGGAGGAAGUGUUCGACUUCUCUCAAGACCAGAUGACCUCCGUAAAAGCAAGGAAUCUGAAGACUUCUAUGACACAGGAAUUCUCAUCAAUCUUCCAGUUGUGCUCCGAAGUGCUCAAUACCGCAAACCAACCUAGCUUGGUUAAAGCUACACUGGAGACCCUCCUACGCUUUUUGAACUGGAUUCCGCUGGGAUAUAUCUUUGAAACACCUAUCAUAAGUACCCUUCUGACACGGUUUUUGGACGUUCCCGAAUUUCGCAAUGUGACUCUCAAAUGCCUGACUGAAAUUGGCGGGUUACAGAUCGGUAACCCUUAUAAUUACGAUGAGAGGCUGGUACAUAUGUUUACAGAGACUUUGACGAUAGUUUCCAAGAUAAUCCCACUAUCAAUGGAUUUGAAACAGACAUAUGCCAAGAGCAACUCGCGAGAUCAAGAGUUUGUACUCAACCUUGCGCUCUUCCUUUCCAGUUUCUUCAGCGCCCAUCUCAAUGUUAUUGAAAAAUUACCAAAUCGUGACUAUCUCACUCAUGCGCACUUUUAUCUUAUUCGCAUUAGUCAAAUUGACGACAGAGAAGUUUUCAAGAUUUGCCUAGAAUACUGGACGCGUCUCGUGCAGGAGCUUUAUGAAGAGAUGCAGCAGCUCCCAAUUACCGAUAUCAAUCCUUUGGUGAGCAUGGGCGUCAGUGGCUUAUCUAACGGUGGAGCGCCUCAUCCCAGCACCUUGGCCAAUUACCCCCUCCGCAAGCACAAAUAUGAAGAAGUUUUAUCAAGCCUGCGUACAGUCAUGAUAGAGAAAAUGGUACGCCCAGAAGAGGUCCUGGUCGUCGAGAACGAUGAAGGUGAAAUCGUCCGCGAGUUCGUCAAAGAGAGUGAUACGAUCCAACUCUACAAGACAAUCCGGGAGUGCUUGGUCUACCUUACACAUCUCGACGUUGUUGAUACGGAGAAUAUAAUGAUCGAGAAAUUGGCUAAACAAGUCGAUGGGUCUGAAUGGUCAUGGGCCAACUGUAAUACCCUUUGCUGGGCUAUUGGGUCAAUCUCCGGAGCCAUGAACGAAGAGACCGAGAAGCGCUUUCUUGUUACUGUCAUUAAGGACCUAUUAGGUCUCACAGAAAUGAAGCGUGGAAAAGAUAACAAGGCUGUUGUGGCCAGUAACAUCAUGUACAUUGUGGGGCAGUACCCUCGCUUUUUGAAGGCUCACUGGAAGUUUUUGAAGACAGUUGUCAACAAGCUCUUUGAGUUUAUGCAUGAGACACAUGAAGGUGUUCAGGACAUGGCUUGCGACACCUUCAUAAAGAUCGCCAAUAAAUGCAGACGCCAUUUUGUUGCCCUUCAGCCUGGGGAAAACGAGCCAUUCAUUGAGGAAAUCGUUCGGAGCAUGAGGAAAAUUACUUGUGACCUUUCGCCGCAGCAGGUCCAUACAUUCUACGAAGCAUGUGGUUAUAUGAUCUCUGCACAGGGUCAAAAGGGCCUCCAAGACCGGUUGAUUGAGAAUUUAAUGUCAUUGCCUAAUUCUGCCUGGGAUGCUAUUAUAGGCCAGGCAAAUCAGGAUCCCUCGAUCCUCCAAGAUGGAGAAACGAUUAAGAUCAUUGGCAAUAUCAUGAAAACGAACGUCGCUGCCUGUUCGUCAAUUGGCACCUACUUUUACUCUCAACUAGGACGCAUUUACCAUGACAUGCUAAACAUGUUUCGAGCUUCUAGCCAGCUUAUUAGCGAUGCUGUUGUGCAGGAUGGAGAAAUUGCGACAAAAACACCCAAGGUCCGAGGACUUAGGACGAUUAAAAAGGAAAUCCUCAAACUCAUUGAUACUUACGUCCAGAAGGCGGACGAUUUAGAAAUGGUCAAUGCAAACAUGGUCCCGCCUCUGCUCGAGGCUGUGUUGGUGGAUUACAAUCGUAACGUUCCAGAUGCGCGCGAAGCAGAGGUUCUGAAUGUCAUGACAACUAUCAUCCACAAGCUUCAUAAUUUGAUGGAAGACAAGGUUCCCCUUAUCAUGGAGAGUGUGUUCGAAUGCACUCUAGAAAUGAUUAACAAAGACUUUCACGAAUAUCCGGAGCACCGGGUCCAAUUUUUCAAGCUGCUCCAAGCGAUCAACCUAUACUGUUUCCCAGCCCUGCUCAAACUUGAUGCUACACAAUUCAAGUUCGUAAUCGACUCUUGCAUGUGGGCCAGCAAACACGACAAUCGCGAGGUCGAGAACACGGGUCUUACGAUGUGCCUUGAGCUCAUGAAUAAUAUGGCCGAGACAGAUACUCAGACUUCGAAUAUCUUCUUCCGGCAAUUCUACAUUCCAAUCCUGCAAGAUGUUUUCUUCGUGCUCACCGACAGCGACCAUAAAGCCGGAUUCAAGUCUCAGGCGAUGCUCCUGUCGCGUAUGUUCUACUUCGUUGAAGCUGGAAAGGUGCAAGAUCCCAUUUACUCCCCGGAACAAGCACCACUAGGGACUUCGAAUAAGGACUUCCUCCAGGAAUAUGUUGCAAAUCUUUUGCAAAACGCAUUCAAGAAUCUACAGGAAAUUCAGAUCAAGCAAUUUGUCAUCGGGUUGUUUGCAUUUAAUGAUGAUUUCAAUAAAUUCAAGACUCAUUUGCGGGACUUUUUGAUCUCACUGAAGGAAUUUGCUGGGGACAAUGCAGAGCUCUACGCAGAAGAGAGAGAGCAGGCACUACGAGAUGCCAAAGCUGCAGAACGGGAUCGUGCCAUGAAAGUUGGGGGCCUUCUGAAACCAUCAGAAAUGGACCAAGAGGAUGAACUAUGA